This is a messenger RNA of Sesamum indicum (sesame), 5391 nucleotides long. RefSeq lists its product as uncharacterized. NCBI's taxonomy places the organism in Eukaryota, Viridiplantae, Streptophyta, Magnoliopsida, Lamiales, Pedaliaceae. The record is from RefSeq and is a predicted model, not a curated record.
GCCAAAAGUGAAGUGCUUGAGUUGUAAUGGCCUACUCAUGUAACCCCCCAAACAGGGUCGGUGUUGGUCAGAAGCAGCCCAACAUCGUCAGUCUGUAAAGAAAUUUGAAAAAAGUUGGCCCCAGAAUUUGACUUUGAAGUCCCAAAACCCUCUAAUCAAGAAAUCAUGUCCCACUGCACCCCUAAUUUUACCUUAUUAUGUCAGACAAAUCUUGUCCAUUUCAGCCCUAAUCAAGAGUUGACCUGGCUGAAUAGUUUGGCUAACAUCUUUUACAUACUUAAUUAAAAAAUUAUUCUCAUUACAUUUAAAUUAAUUCUAUAUUUUUUUUUAAUUAAGAUGAAACAAUUUGGAGAUGAAGUAACCACAACCUAUUAAAUUACUAGCGGGUAAAUGAUGUGUUGCGUCCAUGUCAAGAACGCAAAGUAUAUGGUGAAGCAAGAGCAACAGAACAGAGUCGUCAUAAUUGUGAUUGUGGCGAAUGAGAAUGAGAGAGUAAAUAAAUAAUAGAAUUGAAAAGAGAAGAAAAGGAAAAGACAGUGAAAAAAGGAAAAUAGGGAGGUAAUGAUGGCAUAGCAAUAAUGACAGCUUCCCGCCACCAAUGGCGGGUUCCACGAGCUUCUUCUGACACCUCUGUUCCCCCACCUCCACCUCCCCUCCUCUCAUCGCCCCUAUACCUACAUACAUAUAUACACACACUUGUCUAGUCUAUUACAUAGAGAUGGAUAGCAUAUUAGCAUACACUCGCUCACUGUUCAUCCAAAAACCCUACAACAAAUUCCCAUACCAAUCCAAAUAAAAAAUGACCUGACCACAACCCACCCCUCCUCCUCCUCCGCCUCUAGCCUACUUUCUUACAAAUCCCUAUUUUCACACCCCCACACAUCUCAAUGCACAAUUCCCUUCUUUCUUUCCUCAAAAAUAUUUCACUCCCAUUUCCAACACCCAAUAAACUAUCAUUUAUUUUUUCCAUUUCUAAUUUUGUUUAUUUAAAAAAAUAUUUAUAUUUUUUAAAAUUAAUAAUACAUCUAAUCAAUAUUCUACCAUUAAAAAAAGAUUUGUUUAUUCUAAAUAUAUUUAUAAAUUUUUAAUAAUAAGAAUACUUAUAUAAUUAUAAUAAAUAAAAUUGGUGAGGAUGGGAGGAACAAGGAAGAAAAGUCCAGACCGAGUGAUUGAAUUUAGUUUUUAGAUUGGGCGGUCAGGGAAUUUUCCCAAGAUUUUCAAACCCUCACCCCUUUUUCAUUUAACCAUUCUCUAACCAAACUUAUAUGUUCUUACCGCGUUUCCUACUCACCACCACCCGGAUCUGGAAUCCAAUGUACAUCUAUCUCCCUCACCGUACCCAAGGAUUGUACCUUCCUCUUCGUCGCUUGUACCUUGCCUUAUAGCUGGCCAGCUUCCUACCGCCAUUGAUCCACGCCAAUAUUUCCACAUUCCCGCUAUGUUCCUCCCCGCGGAAAUGGGAUUUUCCUCACUCUAAACCCUUCUCUCUAGAAUUUUCUACGCUGCCUCUCUCAAGUCUCGAGGAUUUUUUCUUUCUAGUUGACAAUGCAAUUCCCCGGAAUUCCUCCAAGAUUGCUGCGGGUGAAGCACUCUACUGCUGCACUGUGAUAUGGGGUGUAGUGGGUCGAAGGCGGACGACUUGCCUUUGGUGGUUCGCUGCCGUGAGAGGCAAGAACUUAUACGCGCCGCCGCUAACCACCGCUACGCACUCGCCGCCGCCCAUGUGUCCUACUUCCGCUCACUCAAGGAUGUUGGGGAUGCUCUCAGGAAAUUCGUGGAUGAAGAGCUCAUUACUACUACCCCGUCUUCUUCUUCUUCCUCUUUUUCAUCACCCUCUUUGAUUUUGCCGCCGAGUUCGAAGAAAAAACAUGACGACGCUGAUGAAUCUUCGCUGCAUUUACAUGAUGACGAGGAUGAGGAGGGGUCGCAUCUACAUAUAUCGGAUUCUUCUUCUGAAGAUGGGGCUUCAGAAGACUUCGAGCAUCACCAUCAUAAUCAUCACGGACAUGAAUCUGAAGAUGAUGCUCAUCAGCAUCAUAACCAUCACACGCAUGUCCACAAGGGGAAGGGCUUUGAUGAUGAAGUCAGGCAUUCACAUAACGAGGAGGAAUCUUCAUUUCAUUAUCCUCGUGGUGUUUUUAAUGGGUAUGGGAGUGGUUUUGGAGAUGGAAUGGAUAAUGACCCGUACGCCAACCCGUAUCCGUACCCCUCUCCAUUCCCGCCGCCGCUCCGUCCGUAUGGUGAGCCUUAUAUUGAUCAGUGGAAUCCGCCGGGAAUGCCGUCGGGAGUGCAGCCUUGGUAUUACUCGAGUAAUUCGAAUGUGUAUUACAUGAAGAAAUCGGCUCCGGCGACCAAAACGGUGGUUCAUCAGCCUCCAGCGGCCCCGGCAUACGGGUACUCCGAUUCAUAUUGGAAUUCUCCAGCUGGUUAUGGGAGUGCGGGUUAUGGUGUUAAUUUUUCGAUGGGUUCACCUGUGAGGAUGGGAGUUAACGAGGGUGUCAAAAUGAACUCACAUAAGGAGGCGCCCCCACCACCAUCACCCAAGGCAUCGACGUGGGAUUUCUUUAAUCCAUUUGACGUAUAUGAUAAUGGGUACCCUGGUUAUUAUUCGAGUGGGAGAUAUGGGUAUGGGUUGAAUUCUAGCAGCCCGGAUUCGACUGAGGUGAGGGAGAGAGAGGGGAUUCCUGAUUUGGAGGAAGAAACUGAGAAUGAGGUGUAUAAAGAGGUCCUUAAGGGGAAAAGAACGAAAGCUGAUGCAAAAAGGAGUUCUAGGGAGAGCACCCCCGGGCCUGGAGCAAUGCCAGUGCCGAAAAAUGGCACUGCUAGUUCAGGACUUGUUCCUCAGCAUAACAGUGAGGAUAGUUCAAGAUCAGUGCCAUUGUACAGAAGUCAGGAUAGCUCAAGAUCAUUGCCACCACAUAAAAGUGAGAGUAGUUCCAGAUCAUUGCCUUCUUGGAGUAGUGAGGAGAGUGAGAAACCAUCUUUGCCACAAAAACAUAACAGUGAAAGUGCAAAGCCAUCAAUGCCAUCGCGGUAUGGCGAAGAGAGUGCAAAACCAUCAACAUCACCAACACACAGUAAGGGGACAUCAUGGAUGGAUCAAUCUCGGAAUGGGGAAAUUACAGAUUCAAUUAGUUUGACAGAUGAGAGAAGCAGCUCAGAAAAUAUAGUGUUGAAGAGUGUGGAUGAGGGUUCUGUGAAGAAGAAGGGGGUGACUUUUGAGGUGGGGGAGACAUCAAAGCAGGAUGGUGAUUCGUCCAAGUUCAGUAGUGUAACACUAUUGUCGCCUCGUGGCACUCGGGAUCUGCGGGAGGUUGUUGCUGAAAUUAGAGAUGAAUUUGAAACUGCUUCUAGUUAUGGGAAAGAGGUAGCCAUGAUGCUUGAGGUUGGGAAGCUGCCUUAUCAGCCUAGCUUUCUUAGAGUAAUUCUGUCCCGAAUAUUGUGCCUGAUAUCUCCAUCAGUGUCACUACAAGAUCCCCCAUCAAUGCAAUCCAUAAAAUUAGCUUCCACCACAAUGAAGUUGGCAAAGUCUUACUUUGAAGAUGUUGGGAAUGAUGUAAACACCCAGGCUUGUAACCUUUCCUCCACCCUGGAUAAGCUGUAUGCUUGGGAAAAAAAGUUGUACAAGGAAGUAAAGGAUGAAGAAAUUCUCCGGGUUGCAUAUGAGAAGCAGUGCAAGAGGCUAAAAACCUUAGAUGAGGAAGGAGCCGAGUCUAGCAAGAUCGAUGCUACUCGAGCUUCUAUAAGAAAAUUGUUAACCAAGCUCGAUGUUAGUAUCAAAGCAAUUGAUGCCAUUUCAAGCAGGAUACACAAGUUGAGGGAUGAAGAAUUGGAACCGCAGGUUGCUGCAUUGAUUCAUGGGCUGAUUAGAAUGUGGAAGGAAAUGUUCAAGUGCCAUCAGAAGCAGUUUCAAGCUAUAAUGGAGAGUAAAAUGCGGAAGCUCAGAGCAAAAACUGAUCCCCUAACAGACACAAGCUCGAGGGCUACCACUGAGCUUGAAAGGGAGCUUCGUGCAUGGUGUGAACGUUUUAAUGAAUGGAUCAGCUCUCAAAAGUCUUACGUUGAGUCCUUGAAUGGGUGGCUUCUGCAAUGUCUUCAAUAUGAACCAGAAGAGACUCCUGAUGGACCUGUUCCGUACUCCCCUGGCAGGCUUGGGGCCCCUCCCAUUUUCAUAAUUUGCAAUGAUUGGCAGCAAGCUAUGGAAGCUGUCUCAGAGGCAAGGGUAGCAAACGCCAUGAAUACGUUUGCUACAAGUCUGCGGCAGCUAUGGGAGAAACAAGAUGAAGAGGGUCGACAAAGGCUCAAAGCAGAAUAUCUUUCGAAGGAUUACCAAAAACAGCUUAGAGCACAUCUUACGGAGAGGGGUAAAAUCAAGCUUGAACAAGAUGCAAUGUCAGACAACACUAGGUUGUCUGUGGUUCCCUCAGAUAAUGGAGUCUCACCAUUGGAUGAUCUAAAGGUGGACUUGGAUUCUAUGAGACAGAAAUUGGCUGAGGAGAGAAUAAAGCACAAGGAUGCCAUGAAAUUAGUGCAUGAUGCAGCAUCUAGUAGUUUACAAGGAGGUCUGGUCCCAAUUUUCAAGGCCUUGGAAAACUUCACUUCCGAAGCUCUGAAAGCACAUGAACAUGUUAGGUUACAGCAACCUGAGCAGAGCUCAUGAGACAUGUAAAUCAUCCUGUUGUUGCAUUGGAAAGACAGAAGCUUCUUCUGGCUAAUAUUUUGAGGUAACUAAGGUGGUUCUCUCAUUUCUUCAAGGGAUAAGAAGCACCAAGGAAAUAGUACAUAUUUCCCUCAGAACACGGAUAUCAAGUACCUUGUUGCAAUCAAGAAGCUCGUGGUAUAACAAACUAUUUACAGACAUGAAAUGAGACUUCACUAUUACCAGUGAAAGGGCUGCACGGCCGGCCCUCAACAACAGAAAAGGAUGGCAGAAGGUUAAAAAUACAUCAUGUUUGCAGCACUCCAGUUUGUAGCCAACAGGUUGAAGUUGUGUACAGAAGAUUCAUUUAUUUGUUGAUUGUGGGUUCUUGGUUGGCUGAAGCUCUAUAAUGGAGUGGUGUGUAGGGAGAUGAUGUUGAUUUUAGGGAUAGUGAGGAGAUGAUCUCUAUUUAGUUAAGGUAGAAAGAAGCAUAAUGAUUAUUAACACAUCUCUUUGUUCCUUCAUCUCAUUUUUGGAUCUACCAUCUCUGUUGGAGGUAAGUGAAUUUCUCCUGCUUUACCAGUGGACUGACUCCACAUUCAAUAGGUGGUGCCGGUGCAUAAAAAUACAUGUUUCUGAGAGAUUAUUGAUAGGUUGCACUGCUCCAAUGGACUUGUGUGAAAAUGUAUGGGGAUUUCAGAUUUACUGCCUACAUGAUAAACAUACACAUAGGAUGAUUAAAGAUCCCCUUA